This is a messenger RNA of Hypomesus transpacificus, 2813 nucleotides long. RefSeq names its product zona pellucida-like domain-containing protein 1. NCBI's taxonomy places the organism in Eukaryota, Metazoa, Chordata, Actinopteri, Osmeriformes, Osmeridae. The record is from RefSeq and is a predicted model, not a curated record. The transcript has 14 exons. Gene Ontology annotation, cellular component: cell surface. The coding region runs from base 349 to 1590 and encodes 413 amino acids.
UCUACUGUCUUCGAAUCGCCACUCCUGCUGGGUUUAAAGGACUAGAAGCAUUCAGGGAAAUGGCGGGCCUGCUCUGUUCUCAGAAAGAUUUUGUUCGGUACCAUGUAGCCCACCUUUAAAACUGCGGUCUGCAUCAUCACAAGGACGAAUGUUAGCAAGGGCCACUCUCUUCAGUACCUGAUGACAGCUUAAUUCCCAGCCCGGCCCCCCUGCUGAGUGCCGCUGUUUGUGUGGGAUGACAGACGGAGACCAGGCCGAGGGGAGAUGAGUGGGAACCCUCGGAGCCCACUCAGAUUUCUGGGCGCCGUGAAAAGAUUUGUCCAGGCCAUUCACAUCUGAUGUGUGAAGAUGGAGCGAGUAUAUGUUAUCCUCCUGGUGAUAUUUAGGAUGUCUUCAGUAUCCACGCAAUUUAAUGGAUACAACUGUGAUGCCAACUACCACAGCAGGUUUCCUGCGGAGCGUGACAUCAGCGUGUACUGCGGAGUUCAGACCAUCACCUUGAAGAUCAACUUCUGUCCGGUGCUGUUUUCCGGCUACACCGACGCAGACCUGGCCCUGAACGGUCGCCAAAGCGAGGCCCACUGCCGGGGUUUCAUCAACAACAACACUUUCCCCACAGCCGUGUUGUUCAGCAUCGGUCUCAGCACCCUGGAGGCCUGUGGCAGCAGCCUGGUGGUGACAACAGCCUACGGGGCCAAUGCCUACGGGAACAUGUCCCUGGUGCAGAUAGGGAAUGUCUCAGGGUACAUAGACACUCCCGACCCUCCAACCAUUAUCAGUUACCUGCCCGGGCUGCUGUAUAAGUUCAGCUGUAGCUAUCCCUUGGAGUAUCUGGUUAACAACUCCCAGCUGGCCUCAUCAUCUGCUGCCAUAUCAGUGAAAGAUAAUAACGGCACAUUUGUGAGCACUUUGAGCAUGAUCCUGUAUAAUGACUCAACCUACAUUCAGCCUCUCUCCAUCCCAGCGGCUGGGCUGGCAUUGAAAACCAGAGUAUUCGCUGCAGUUAAAGCUACAAACCUAGACAAACGAUGGAAUAUCUUGAUGGACUACUGUUACACCACCCCUUCAGGGAAUCCAAAUGAUGAACUGCGCUAUGACCUUUUCUUUGGCUGUCACAAAGAUCCACAGACAACUGUUUUUGAGAACGGGAAGAGUCAGAUGGGUCGUUUUGCUUUUGAAGUGUUCCGUUUCGUCAAGCACAGACACCAGAAGAUGUCCACUGUGUUCCUGCACUGUGUCAGCAAGCUUUGCCGGGUGGAUGACUGCAUGAUGCUCAUGCCAAUCUGCGGUCAUCGUCGUAGGAGGGACACUGAUGAGAGCACAGAGUCUAGACUGGCGUCUGGCAAUGCCAUCAUCACAGCUGGGCCCAUAAUCACCAGGAUGGAUGAAAUUCCAACCAAUAACUCACAACUUGCUGCGUCGAGAGGCUCGUUGCUCCCAAUGAACCCAGUAACCAGUGCGCUGCUCUCAGGUGUGGUCAUUCUGGGAGGAGCCAGUGUUGUCUUCUUCCUGCUUUCCCUCCGCCUCCUACGAAGAGGGCACCCCCCAUCUGCAACACCCUCUGGAUCUUGGAAUCCCAUCUUCAAAUAAACCUUCCCUCUCUCUCGUUAUCUCUAAUAUAUAAUCUCUGUCUCCUCUUUCUUUAUCCUUAUCUUUCACUCUCUUUCUCUUGUUUUUCUCCUUUCAACCAAGUCUCUGAUUUGAUGUUUUCACUUAAGUUCUCUUCCAUGCUCUUGUGCCGCCAAACUUAAAUACAUAAUGUACGUAAAUAGCAUAUUGUCCAUGGAGUGCCAUGUAGCGCUGUGUUCUGUUCGUCCUGUACUCCCUUCUGUUUUUACCAAUCCAUUGUUCUUUAAAGUGUUUUGAAAGGACAAUCCAUACAGUACAUUCUGCAUGAUCUAGAUCACCACGAAGGGCCACCUUACAUUCCUCUCAACUUAAAUUACCUCAACCUUAUUGUCAUAGUGAAGCACAGAAUUGGUUUCAUUAAACAAAUAAGGUUGUUGUUGUAAUAUCAACCCUUGACACCAAGACUGGUACAAAACAAAAGACCAUCACCAAAUUGUUUUUGCUGUAUUCAUUUAAUAUGUAUGGUAUAUAUUUUACGCAUGCUAUCCCAAGUUAAUGUAGGAUAUGUAUUCACAAGACUAUGUCUUAUAUCUUUAGAUUUAUUACUAUUGUAGCUAAGUAUCUUGUUUAUGUUUGGUUAAAAUGUACAAAAUAAAUAAAUUGUCCAUAUAUUUUAAUUACUUCAAUGUAUAUCAUGUUAAUUUAGUCUCUAUUUUGUAUUUUUACAUUCAAAGAAAUAUUUGAAUCAUAUGAAGAUAAUAAAGGUUUUGUAUAAAGCUUUUUCUGUUAACUUUUGCAAAUGCUACAUUGACCAACACCUUGCUGUGUUGUUUCAAAAGUCCAAUUAAAGAAUGAUUCAAAAAAGUUUGCAAUACUGUUCUGUUCCUCAUUAAGAGAUCUGUCCUUAAACCACUGAUUAGUUAACAAUAAUUAAAGAUGAUGAUUACUUUAUAACUUUUAUACUUUUUGACAUGUUCUGAAUAUAAUAAACAAUGCUUGAUCUAUACCUUGCAAUAUUAAGCUCAUGAGCACAUAAGCCUUGGUUAUGUCCAGGAGAGAAAUAUGCCUAUCUAUUAAUUAUGUUUCUUGUAUCAUUGAUAAACUGUCAUUAUGCUGUUUUCUUGUGCCUGCAUAGCCAUAAGUUAGUUCUUUGUAAGAUGUGACUAGGAAAGGCCUGUGUCACUAAUGUAAUUCAGAGGUCACAAUAUUUCCAAAGUGUAUAAUGCCAUGCAACUUUGAAUGAG